AACAAGUUAAAAGCAAAUAGAAGUUAAAACACUGAACAACACUAUACUAUAUCUGGUUUAUGAAACUACAUUAACUACAUAUCGAAGAAAAUUUAGUUUCUUAAGUACAAUUAAGAUAGAUAAUUUUCAGAAGUUAAAAGAAAAUUUAAUAUAAAAAUAAACCUACUUAAUUGUAGCUGAAUAUGUCACGUCCUGACACUCUUAAAAUUUCCUAUUGUCUGUAAAACUCAAAAACAGGACAGCUUUGUAACAAACGUAAAUAAGAUAUACCUUUUCUAAAAUCUUCAAACGCAGUUUUAUUGAAAUCAAUACCGUGGCAGAAUUUCACAACACGGGGAGACGAAACAAUAACAAACUGUAUGGUAGUGUGUUUUACAAAAAUGUUGCAAGAGUAAUCGAACCUUGACCUGACCCGGAAGUAGGUAUUGGCGUAAUGGAAACGAAGGAAACUCUACAGUUUCUACAGUCAAAGAAAACUAUGUAGUGACAGAGUCGGUAGUUUUAUUGAAUAUAUGAAGAAGUGACUGUCUGUUUCUACCUAUUGAAUACUUGAGGUAUAUCUUAUUCCAGCGGAAAAUCUCGUAAAUCUAACGAUAUUUGACAAAGGGUUUGAAAUAGAUGUUCAAUGGGUGCUGGUGUGGUCAAGCCAGAACAGAAUGGAAUUCGUAUACAAAUACAUACAGGGAGAAAUCCAGCAAACAUGGGGAACCAUAAUUCUACAGAUCUAAAGUGUGAGGAAUGUACAUCUAAGUUUUCACAGUUCAGAAAACAGCUUCCAUGUAAAGAUUGCGGGAGGACAUUUUGCUCAGUAUGCUUCGUCCCAGCCAGAAAGCAGUGUAAGAAAUGUCAAAUGCUGCUAUCUGGCAAUUUCACACGACCACAACUGAAACAGUGGAAACCUAAAGACUUGAAGGCUUUAUUACACAAACAUGACGUGAAUACGUCCAAGUGCCAUGAGAAAGAUGAACUUAUUGACCUUAUAUUUUCAUAUUUUGGGAGCACGAGCCGAGGAGGAGCGGAACAGGAGAGGGGAAAUUCAGCGGAUUACGCUAGACAACAAAACCACUCUCAGCAGCGAUCAAAUGUAGCUGGUGCUAGUCAGUCAGGAUAUGCUCAAAGUAGAACAGAGACCAGUCAGGAAGGAAGUGCGACACAUUUUAAUCAAACAAGAAGCGGAUCAUAUAACCAGUCUGGAACUGGUUCACAGUCAGGGUAUGCUCAGAGUACAACAGGAAGCAAUCAGCCAGGAAGUAGAACAAGUGAACCAUUCAAUAAUAAUGGUACACAGUCUAAUCAGACAGGAAGUGGAUCAUAUAACCAGUCUGGUACUGGUACUGCGUCAGGAAGUAAUAACCGGUCUGAACCCUCUGAACCAGAUGAGAAAAAUGAGGGUGAUAUGCCUCGUAUAAAACUAGAAGAUAUCAAAUCAGAGGAACACAUAGAGCAGCUCAGUAUUAAGUGCCUCAAACGUCUUCUGCUCAAUAAUUUUGUUGACUACAAGGGUUGUUGUGAACGCUGGGAACUCCAGGAACGGGUGAAACGGCUCUGGAAUCAUGAUCAGAUAAAUAAACAGAAAGCUGACCAGCAGCGAAAGAUCUCUGAUGAUCCAUCGCUUGCCACAAGUACAUCUGCCAACAGUGAGGACGACAUGUGUAAAAUAUGUAUGGAUGCUUCCAUAGACUGUGUGCUCCUAGAGUGCGGUCACAUGGUAACGUGUACACAGUGUGGUAAAAGACUGUCCGAAUGCCCUAUAUGCCGUCAGUAUGUUGUACGUGCCGUGCACAUAUUCAAGGCAUAACAUUUACCAGGCUGCUGUGGGAUAAAAACAGUUCAGCAGAUAAAGCAACAAGUGUGAUAUAAGCAUCAACAAAUGUUGGUGCUAUUUGUUUAUUUUGUAUCCAGUGUUUACAUACAAAUUCUUGGCCUUACAAGUGCAUAACUGUUUCAACAUUACAGUUGAUCAUGUAUUACUAAAGCACAUCAGCUGGAAAAAUCUACAUCAGAAAGUGACAAAUUGCGUUUUAAACAUAUUGGCAUAGACCAGUAUCAAAACUUUCUAGCUGGCUUGAGAUCUUAUGUACAACUUAAUAUUGAAGACCAGUCUAAAAUCUGUGGCAUUUGAUUGGUUGAUUCUUUGGUUAAAUUUGAAUUGACCAAUGAUAAAGCUGAAUUAUGAGUUUUGUCUCCAGACUCAGUUUUUAUAACCUUGAAACUCAGUUUAACCAUGUCAUCAUAUUUUGUUGAAUGGUUUUGAAAACUGUUUUGGUGCUAAAAAUUUCAAUAGCCUAAAUCAGAGGAAGAUCUGCGAUUCAGGUGGCCAAACUUUUUGAAACAGUGCCUAGAGGGGCAUGCUGAAUCUCCUCUAACGUUCAAGCUGGAAAGUCGCCAUUUAACCUGAUCUGUGAUGCCAUGACUUUGAACAGAAAAACAACAACAACUAUUCUUGGAAGGUUAUGCACUUAGAUGGUCAACUACAUGACUGUAUCUCUCUUGAAAAGUGGCACUCAGAAUUGCUGUUGACAUACCUCUCAAAAUAGAGACACGUUUCAGUCUUCCUAGGAGUGUGAGCUGUUGAGAGGUUGUACUGUAAACAGAGUAGGGACCAAAUUUUCAUUAAAUUACUUUAUAAUACCCCCCCCCCCCCCCCCCCCCCCCCGCAGAUAUAAUUAUUUUGGGGCUGUAUUGGAGUCAUACACAUCCAUCUGUCUACCUACUGGUCUGUCUGUGUGUAAUUCCUUUCUGUUGGCAUGUCUCUGAAACUGUUCAAAUGAUUUUCAAAUAUCAACACAAAAAUGAUUUUCAAAUAUCAACACAAAAAUGUUUGCCAUCAUAAUAUGAUGAGAAUUUCCUUUGACUCAUUCUGUAAGUACAAGGUCUUGGUCAUACUUCAAAGUCAGAGGUCAAAAAGCUGAACAUGUCUGCUAUGUGUGUUCUUAUCUGCUGGAAGGGUUUUCAUGAAACAAGCAGCAAUAUUUUAUCUCAUAAAAGCAGUGUGACAUUGCACAACCCAGGUUACUUAGUCCAAGGUCAAGGUCACCCUGGGAGGUCGAAGUUAGUCACUUUGAUUUAAACUUUUAAUGGAUUUUCAAAUAACUGCUUAAAUGUUCACAUUGUAAUAUGUCGAAUAUCAUGCCUGACCCAGAUCAAGAGGUCCAAGGUCAAGGUUACACUUGAGGAAAAUGUUAAAGUAGUUACAUUUUAUGAAUGUUUCAUAACUUACAAAACUGCUAUAAGGAUUUCCAUGAAACACGUCAGUUGUUAACCUCAUUAGGAUGACAUGCAGUGUACAACCAAGGUCAAUAGGUCCAAGGUCAAGGUCACACAUGGAGGGUAAAGAUCAUGAUCACAAUAUGUAACCUUCCCUGUAUUUGGUAUGAAUCUCCUUUAGUGAUAGAUCUUGUUCAGCUUUCGGGGUAAAAAAUGUAGUUGCCUAGACAUUUUACUUGAAGUUGUAUUGGUUCUAUAAAUUGAAGCAUGGGUUAUGUAAAUUGAAUUUUAAACUCACUUUUACCUUUCUCUCAGUGUGCAGUGAACUAAUUUGUAAUCGUAAGAGACUAAUAUUCGUGAUUUUUGUGUUCGAUCUAUAAAAGUCCCAUUCAGUUUAUAUACAAGAAUUCAUAUAUAUGCAUGAAAUAACCAUUUUGGUAAAACCAUGAAAUUACAUGAUAAUGAUAUUAAAUAGUUUUACAGUAAUUCGACAUUUCAGGGAGCAGUAUUUAUAAAAUAAUGACACUAAGGGUACUUUUGUCAAGUUUGCUAAUUUGAAUGUCACUUUUCAGAGAAUGGUUUUUGUAUAUAAUUUGUUAUUUAUAUAUUUUGAGAUUUUUACAUUUGUUUUAAAGAAUUAAUGCAUAAUGUAGAACUAACAGUUGAUAUAUUUUUGUGAGAUCUGUUGUAUUUUGACAGUGUUUCUAUUUGUUGUUGUAAAAUGCUGUCACUGUUGUUAUUUUAAGGUAGUGACCGAACUGUAAUGGCAGUUGGCAAUUUCCAGUAAUUUCAUUUUAUGAUUUUUAGCUCAUCUGAUUUUUUUGAGAAAAAAAUGACGAGUUAUUGUCAUCACUUGAUCGGCAUCGGUGUUGGCAUUGCCUGGUUAAGUUUUAUGUUUAGAUCAGCUUUUCUCCUAAACUAUCAAACCUAUUGCUUUAAAACUUGCAACACUUGUUCACCAUCAAUAGCUGACUCUGUACAGCAAGAAACAUAACUCCAUCCUGCUUUUUGCAAGAAUUAGGACCCUUUUUGGACUUAGAAAAUAUCAGAUUUCUUGGUAAAGUUUUAUGUAUAGGUCAACUUUUCUCCUAAACUGUCAAAGAUAUUGCUUUAAAACUUGCAACACUUGUUCACCAUCAAUGGCUGACUCUGUACAGCAAGAAACGUAACUCCAUCCUGCUUUUUGCAAGAAUUAUGGCCCCUUUUGGACUUAGAAAUUCAGAUUUCUGGGUUAAGUUUUGUGUUUAGGUCAGCUUUUCUCUUAAACUGUCAAAGAUAUUGCUUUAAAACUUGCAACACUUGUUCACCAUCAAUAGCUGACUCUGUAACAGCAAGAAGCAUAACUCUGUCCUGCUUUUUGCAAGAAUUAUGGCCCCUUUUGGACUUAGAAAAUAUCAGAUUUCUUGGUUAAGUUUUGCAUUUAGAUCAACUUCUCUCCUUAAUGGUCAAAGCUAUCGCUUUAAAACUUGGAGCAGUUAAUCGCCAUUAAAAGCUGACUCUGCACAGCAGGUACUGUAUCUCUACACUCAGGGCUCACACUGGCCUCCAAAAAAUAAUAGCCAACUUUUUAACCUAUGAAAAAUUAAUAGCCAAAAUUGAUGCGGAUCUUUGCGUGCAAUUUUUAUUAACAUAAAAAUGAUAAAUUUUAACAUAUAUUUUCUUAAUUGCUUUAAAAAGUAGUAGGCCCCAACAGAGGGUGUGGGAAUCUGGGAUUCAGGAAAAUUACCUCAUAAUAUUGGUGGUGGAGGUUCCACUAUAAAUGUUUAAAAUGCUAUAUUCUGAUGGAUUUUGAAGGCAUUUUCAGGACACAUAUUUAGUUUGUGUAAGGCAGCUGAAAUGGUUGAUAUUGACUGCAUGCAUAUGAGUUUAUGACAUUAUGGACUGGGCAAUGGCUCAAUUAGCCCCAUUCAUGCACACACAAUAUGGACACAGUUGCACACAAUGGAAAGUUUACCAAGUCUUUGAGUAUCAUUCAUGUUUAUACUUUUUCUUUAUACAUAUCAAAAGUGUUUUCAUGCUUCUUUUGACCAUAACUGCAUUUAAAUUGCUCGAAAAGUACAAAACAAUCAGGUCGCGAAAAUACGUGAUAUUUAGCAUCUAUUCACACUAUUGAAUUACAGCUUUUUGUCAUUAAGUUUUUUAUGCUUUAUUCAAUAAAUAUACUAAUUUUUAA
This is a messenger RNA of Mercenaria mercenaria, 5380 nucleotides long. RefSeq names its product E3 ubiquitin-protein ligase RNF34-like. Gene Ontology annotation, cellular component: plasma membrane; cytoplasm. The record is from RefSeq and is a predicted model, not a curated record. The transcript has 6 exons. Bases 626 to 1798 code for a protein of 390 amino acids. Gene Ontology annotation, biological process: proteasome-mediated ubiquitin-dependent protein catabolic process; protein K48-linked ubiquitination; negative regulation of extrinsic apoptotic signaling pathway via death domain receptors. Gene Ontology annotation, molecular function: ubiquitin protein ligase activity. Lineage: Eukaryota; Metazoa; Mollusca; Bivalvia; Venerida; Veneridae.